Molecule: messenger RNA, 2657 nt
Organism: Acipenser ruthenus (sterlet)
Lineage: Eukaryota; Metazoa; Chordata; Actinopteri; Acipenseriformes; Acipenseridae
Product: ADP-ribosylation factor-like protein 6-interacting protein 6
Exons: 4
Coding region: 254-877 (207 amino acids)
Source: RefSeq, a predicted model, not a curated record
CUUGAAUUGUAGCCUAUUAUAAUAAUGUGUUGAAAGACAGUUGUGACAAGGGAUUGGAUGCACUGGCUUUGGUUGUGGAAAGGGGUUGGUUCCAGAGUGAAAGGAUUCUGAAGAAGAGGCGGCGUUUUAAAAACCGUGUUAGGAAGUAUUAGAUCAUUUUUGUUUUGUUUAUAUAUUAAACCAGGCAUAUUGUUAUGUUGUUUCUAGUACAACCAACUGGUACAAUAAUAUAAAGCUUACGUAAGUUAGUAAAAUGCCCAGAACUGUACGCAUUAGGACUCGGAAAAUAGCAACCGAUUCACCCCAAGUUAUUUGGGACCCAGAUAUUAAUAUUAUUCGAAACCUCGACGAAGACUUGGUGAGAGAAGACGAUCCUGUUGAUCGAGGUCAUCAAGCAAUUCCCGAGGCCAGAAGCGCAACACUGCAAAGUUCUGAAACGCAUCAGACGAGGAACAUUGUGUCACAAUACAAUAUGCGUUCAUCCGCCAGCAAAUCUAACAAGAAGUGGCCAGCCAGACUGUUUUCAAUGCUUUGUUGCAUUGUAAUACUUUCCGUUGUUGCAUUCCUUUUGGCAUUCGUCUAUGUGUUUUUAAAAGAUUUGCGUUCAGAGAAAGAAAGAAAUGAAGAUGGUACAGAAAUAAACAUACUGGGAUUUUGGAGUUUGCUGGUUUUGUCCUUGAGUGCUGGGCUGACCUGUUGCAGUUUUUCCUGGACCUUGACUUAUUUUGAUUCAUUUGAACCUGGAAUGUUUCCCCCGACUCCUCUCUCUCCAGCACGCUUUAGGAAGUUAACUGGUCAUUCCUUUCAUAUUGGCUACAGCAUGGCAAUACUAAAUGGAAUAAUGGCGGCACUGACAGUAAUUUGGUGUCUUAUUUGAACAUGAUCUGCAUCGACUAACCUACUUUCUUUGAAACCAGGAAUCUACAGCAAUCACUUGUCUAGACAUGCUGUAUAAUGUUGUCUGAGUUUGACCUAUGGAAAUGUGCUAUUAAACUCCAUGACCUAGAAGUGAUAUGGAUAGAAUACAGCUAAUUAAAAAAUACUGUUCUUUUGAUUAGGUUGGAAAAAAACAACCAUUGUAUUGUAAGCAGUAGUUGUACUAAAACACAGCACUAAUUUGACUGUCUCUGUGGAUUUGUUUUUUUUUUUUUUUUAAAUGUUGUUCUUGCAAGGCAAAACAUCUACUUAAAAUAGGGCUACAAGGGAUCACUAAGUUUCUCAGCACUGAUAAUCUCCAGUCUGUGCUUUAACUUAUCACUUAAUGAUAACAAAAUAAUGUAUCCAUAACUAUAAAUACCCAAUUCUAGAUUCAGCAGUAAUACUAAAAACUAAAAUUCAAUGGCAAAAGUUUUUGUGUUUCUAAAAAAUAUGAACCUGUACUUGGCAUUUUCAUUGUAUGUGGGAUAAGAUAAAAUAUAUUACAGUUCAUGAUACAUUUCACUGUAUUUUGAAAAUUAAUUGUUGUUAAUGUACACUUGUAGGCACAUUACGCUUACUAACUGAAGCACACAUAUAUAUGCAUUAAUUUACACUGUGUUAAAUUAUUUUUACAUAGAAUCUUUAAAACUCUACAUUUUUACCUGUUCUCUCUUCUACUACAGAAUCUGCUGAUUUCAUAGACCACAAUAAGCAUAAUUGAUGAUAUAUAAUUAGGGCUUCUGUUUUUUGGGUUUAGUUAAUUGAGUUUUUUGGUGCUUAUUUUUAGUUAUUUACGAGUUUUAUGUAAAUCGUUUUUUGCCGGGGCUUUCGUUUUUGAUAUACUGUAUGAAAUUAGUGUUUUCAGUUACUUUCCAAAAUGCUUGAGCGUUUUUUUUUUUUUGGUCAAAAUAUGUAGUAACUCGACAGUACUUGCACACUUAAGUUGUACCUUCUUUCCUUUGCUGUCUUCCACAACGAAAUCCCUAUGGUCAUGGGCACAUUCUUCUGGGGUUUUUGUGUGUAGGCAUUUUUGUACAUUUCGCCACAAUUCUGUUUUAAGUCCUCCCUGUCUUAACUGUAAUACAGCAUUAAAUCCCGCUAACAAGCCUCCGUCCUGAUUUUUAAUCUUUUUUUUAAAAAUCUCACAAGCGGAGUCUCCAAUAGAAAUGUAGGAAUGUGUUAUCACUUAGUAGUUGGGGUGGGUUUAAAGUAUUCAGAUAUUCAUGAUAGAUGCAAGUCAGGAAGGCGGGACAUUGCCCAGCAGCACUUGGAAAUGUAUUUAUUAUUAUUUUUGAAGUAGGUUUUAUUUUUUAAUGGGAAAAGGCUAAAGUCAACGUGACUUGAUUAACCAUUUCUGGUGUUUAUUGGCUAUCCACCCUUUUUUUUUUUUUUUUUUUUUUUGCAUCAGGGGUGUUUUAUCAGUUAAAACCGAAAAUCAGAAGCCCUAUGUAUAAUAAACACAAUUACAGAGAGCGGUAUCCUGUAAGUUAUUAAUGUAUGCAAGAUAUCUCAAAGUACUUGAAAUAUCAUGACAUUUGUUUCCUAGAAAGAUAAACAUUAGAAAAAUAUAAAGUUAUGAAGUGUUACAAGAUAUAACAGAAAACUUAAAGAAAUUAUUUUCAUGUUGAAGAAAUGUAUUAAAUCUGCAUUUGUUUUUAACCAUGCAAACAAUGUUACUGUAUUUUGUGUUCUAAAUUAUGCUGUAUAUGCUUAACAAUAAAAUUGUUGUUAAACCCUUC